AUGCCGGUUGCUAAGAAAAGAAAAGCUGGGCAUGAUGUGGAACAAACACCUACAAUUCAGAAGAUCAAGGAGUGCAAGGUUGAGCAGGAGAGUGGAAGCUCAACAGUAACCUCAGAUAUGCCAGUGAGAAAUUAUCUGGAGCGCAAUCGGUCAUGCCCAUUUUGCAAACGUUUCAUUAAUGAAAAUGUUAUAGACGAGCAUAUGGACUCUUGCUGUUUUAAAGAGGUUGGCGAGGAAAAUGGAAGCUCAUCGAAUAAGAAUCCUCCAAAUGUGAAGGUCCGGCCGAGGACUGCUCAACACAAGGAGCGCAGUCGUAAAUGUAUCCGUUGCAAUCGUUGGAUGGACCAGAAAGAUCUGGUCGACCAUAUGCGGGAUUUUCACCCUGUGGAAGUUAAAAAGGCUCUUGAGAGAAUGAACCCUGUAGAGGUCGAAAAUGCUCUUGGAAAAGUAAACGUUGUCAACUUGACGACAAGAGCGUUAGAAGUGAAGCCCGAUUUCACUCCCGAGCCCAAUUUUGGCGACUCACCGAUUCCUGCUGCAUCUUUGCUGGAGGAAUCAUCACUGUCUGCUCACUGUGACGAUGAAGAAGAUGGUGAAGAUGGUACUGUUAGCGAAGACCAUUCCAAAGCCUCAUCAGUGGAAACUCCCAACCAUGGUGAGAUAGUGCUUAGCUGUUCAUCUUGUGCGAAACUGAAUCGGAGGGUGACUGAGCUCGAAUCUGCUGUGGAAAGGCUUACUGAAAGGUUGAUAGAAUUAGAAGAACUGAUGCUAUUCAAGAAGGCCAUCAAGGAAGAGAUAGAAUAG
Messenger RNA from Cooperia oncophora, 804 nucleotides. Lineage: Eukaryota; Metazoa; Nematoda; Chromadorea; Rhabditida; Trichostrongylidae. The record is from the annotation of a GenBank genome assembly.